Impatiens glandulifera is the source of this 1272-nucleotide messenger RNA. RefSeq names its product probable transcription factor At4g00390. The transcript is spliced from 2 exons. Bases 33 to 1091 code for a protein of 352 amino acids. Gene Ontology annotation, biological process: regulation of DNA-templated transcription. Gene Ontology annotation, cellular component: nucleus. NCBI's taxonomy places the organism in Eukaryota, Viridiplantae, Streptophyta, Magnoliopsida, Ericales, Balsaminaceae. The record is from RefSeq and is a predicted model, not a curated record.
CCCUCCUACCGACCGACCGACGAAGAAAGACGAUGACACCAAGAAGCAGAAAUCGAUCUGUAGCUCAGGCCGCCGCCGAGAAAGAAAGACAAGAAGGUUCUUCUGAUAUGGAAUCAGAAGGAGUCGAGGCUACUCCGCCUCCACCAAAGCAACUGGCUUCCGUCUCACAAUCCAAAGGGUCCAAAGGGGUAAGCAAGUUUUCUUUAAAGUUGAAGAGAUCUUCUCAUACGAAGAAGAAAUUUAGGUCUGGAGGUGCUUCGUCUAAGAAGAAAAGGGAUAAGAAGAAGGAACAGGAAGUUGAAGAGGAUCAAGUAGUCUCUCCCUCUGACACCGAUUCCCAAUCCGAAGGGAUUCCUCAGAAAUCUCCUUCAAAAGCUCCUAGUUCAAAUUCUCCUUUAAAAAGACCACUGGCAGAUUCCCCCCAUGUUGAGGACUCCAAUAGAGAAAAGAAGAAGAAGAAGAAGAAGGAAAAUACCGCUAACAUAGCUCUAGGUGAGAAGCUUAUUACGAAAAAUGGAGAAUCUACUUUGAAAAAGCCUCUGUUUCAAAGGUUAUGGAGUGAGUCAGAUAUAUGUACACUACUGAAAGGAUUGGUUGAGUAUGCUGAAGAGAAAGGGAUUCAUCCUGUUUCGGCCGACAAGAAUGGUUUUCACAAUUAUAUCAAAGACUCACUUGAUAUAGAAGUUACCAUAAGUCAAAUGUUUGAAAAGAUAAGGAGAUUGAAGAAGAAAUAUGAGACAAAUCUUAUGAAAGGAAGGAAUGGAGUUGAUAAAAAAUUCUCAACAGCUCACGAUUUGGAAGUUUAUGAAUUGUCAGCAGGGGUUUGGGGGAAAGGUAAAAAUGUUGAGGUUAAUGCUAACAUAGGUUUGAAGAAUAUGGAGGAGACUGAUGAGAAUAAAGGAGAAGGUGGAGGCUUAAAGAUGAUGUUGAGGAGUGCUGUGAAGAAAGACAUGAAAAAGAUGAUGAAGAAAUUAACAGUGAAGGAGGUUGAACAUUUCCUUCAACAACUUGAUGUUGAACAUAAACGGGCAACUCUUGCGUUCCAAGUCCUAUUAAGCAACUCCCAGGCCACCAAGACCACCAAGAGAUAAGAUCCAUAAGGCUUUGCCCUACUACUAAUGUUUUUAGUGUUAAAAUGAUGGGGAAACACUUAUUAUCCAACUUUAUAAUAUGAUGUUCUUUUGAUUUUUGAGGAAAUAUUAUUACUGGCUACAUUAAACAAUUAGUGUUAUUAUCUUACUUUUUAAUGGCUCAUCUUUUAUGCUUUGCUUA